AUGACAGACAGUACUUCACGUGGCCAAGAGCUAAUAAUUGGAACUCGGAAUUCCAAAUUAGCAUUGGUUCAAGCCGAGCGCGUCUCCAAAGCCUUGUCCAGUGCUCACCCCCAGAUUAAAUUUCCAUGGCAAACCAUCUCCGUCAGCGGAGACGUGGAUAAAACUAGUCCGUUCCUGAAAUUCGGGGGCCCCUCCGAUGCGGCCAAGAAUAUUUGGACGGAGGAGAUGGAGGCCAAGCUCUGCGCUGGCGAGCUAGACCUGCUCGUGAAUUGCCUGAAGGACAUGCCGACACAGCUCCCAAAGGAUUGUGUCCUAGGUGCGAUUGUCCACCGCGAAGACCCUACCGAUGCCCUUGUGGUCAAGGAGAGCUUGCGAGAACGGUAUACCGAUCUAGACCAUUUGCCUGCUGGGUCGGUGGUUGGUACUAGCUCCACUCGACGGAAGGCACUGCUCAGAUGGAAGUAUCCUCAUUUGAAAGUGCAGGAAUGUCGCGGAAACAUUGAUACUCGACUGCGGAAGCUCGAUGACCCAGAGGGGCCUUUCUCAGCUAUCAUCAUCGCAACGGCUGGCUUGAACCGGAUCAACAUGACUAGUCGCAUCACGAAGCGCUUAUCUCCAUCCGAGUUUCCCUACGCCAUCGGGCAAGGGGCUUUGGGAAUCGAGAUUCGUGAAAAUGACACUCAGACCUUGAAGGUCGUGCAAGCCAUUGAAGAUCCUCUCACGCGGUGGAUCUGUGUGGCAGAGCGAUCACUACUGCGUAGUCUGCAGGGAGGAUGCUCCUCUCCGGUUGCCGUCAGCUCCACAAUGGAGAACGAAGAUAGCAAAUCUGUCCCCGGUGGUCGUCUGCGCCUUGAAGGCACCAUCAUUCAUCCCCAUGGCUCAAGCCAAAUUUCGAAGAGCGCAGUUGCCAAUGUGACCAGUGAUGAUGAAGCGGAGGCGCUUGGGAAGUUGCUUGCAAAAUGCCUUGAGGACGGCGGUGGACGAGAGCUUCUUGAUGAAAUUCGCCUCGUUCAAGAUGAAGAAUCGAGGAAUGCUUGA
Molecule: messenger RNA, 1038 nt
Organism: Penicillium longicatenatum
Lineage: Eukaryota; Fungi; Ascomycota; Eurotiomycetes; Eurotiales; Aspergillaceae
Product: porphobilinogen deaminase
Exons: 2
Coding region: 1-1038 (345 amino acids)
Biological process (GO): heme biosynthetic process
Cellular component (GO): cytoplasm
Molecular function (GO): hydroxymethylbilane synthase activity
Source: RefSeq, a predicted model, not a curated record